GAUUUAGGUGAGCGAGCAUCUUGAAUUUUUUGACCAAUCUUUUGCUCUGCCCCACCUCGUGGUGUUCGUCGUAUAAAUCUUCUGUGGGGGGGGUGGGAAGAGGAGACCAGGCCCGGAGCAAGAGCCGCGGUUUCAAGGAUCCUCAGGAAUCACCAAGUGUUCAAGGGCUGGUAUUGGGAGUGAAAAAAAGGAUUUUAGACGUUGCUGUUUUACCUUUGUCCUAAAAAUGUUGAGGCAGAGUUCUAGUAGAAAUCACAGAUCCAGAGGUCUGAAGCUAAAGAAGGCUCUCCAGAUAACUCUCUUGAUUCUGGUUUCUGUUUGGUUGAUCUACCAAGUUAAGCAUUCUUAUGAGAAGAAGGCGUCAUAUAGUGAAGAUGAAGGGAAUGAUCUACAUAAAGAUGAUAAGGACCAGGGGGAGGUAAUCAGAUUGAGCAGGAAGGACCUACCUCCAAAGAUGGAGGCUGAUUCUUCAACAUUGGAUGAAAAGGUGGAGGAUGAAGAGAAUGAUGAAAUGGAGCAAGAAAUGAAACAUGAUGAGAAUGAUGAGGACCCCAUCGAUGAGCAAGACCUGGAGAAGGACGAAGAUCUUCCCGAGCCUGGUGAACAUUCUGCUGACAAGGAUGGAGAUGAUGUGGGUGUGUUUGAGGAUGAAGAGCGCAAGGAGCGGUCUCAGGAGGAUCAAGAGAAGAGCUUCCAUGGUGAUAAUGUUUCUAGUGCUGUCACUCAUGAUCCCCCAUCAUCUGAGCAAGAUGAGCUGUCCCAUCAUGCCCAAGAGAAGGUCUUGUUCGUGGAUGAUGCCUCAACUGCAGUGCCUCAUGAAAACCACAAGGCCGGAAGCAAGGAGGAGGAAGUGCGCAGGGCUAGGGAGAAGAGUUUCAGAGGCGAUGAUGUGGCUAGCUCUGUGGAUCAUGAUGCCAAGGUGAAAAAACCUCUUCCAGAGGAACAAUUGAACACCAUGGAUAGGAUAUUUGAAGGCACCACAAAUUUGUCCAACGGGAUUUUAUUUCGAGGCCCUGGUGUAAAUGGAUCAAAUGCUACCGGGGAACAUGUGGCUACUCCAACUAAUACGUCUUCCCAUCAGAAUGCUGACAUUCCUAGCUUGAACCCAGAAAGCAAGACCCAUCCCACUCCAGCAAAUUUGACCAGCGACCAUGAGCAAACUAAUUCAACUUUGAAUGGUCAGCCAGAGCAGCAAGUGAAUUCAACGGUGGCGCUGCAGGGCCAAGUACAGCCUUUGACUGGCCAGACAUCAUCUGUUGAGUUGCAUUCUCCACCAAAUGGCACCUUGGCUCAGGUAACAGAUGGGCAAAAGUCCACAUCUGGAGCUGGAAAUGAUGAUAAUAACACUGAUUCAUCCUCCACCCCGGUGGACAACAAGGCUGAUGGUGAAGAUGCUCACAAAGAAGACGUGGAUGUCUCCACGAAAAUAAUGAACAGAGCCAUGAGUGAAGAAGAAGUUGUCCCUGAAUGAUAAGAAGAUGAGAUCUCUCUUAUUAGGCUCUGGUGUAACCUGUAAGUUUGUAGGGCUUGGUUUCUUCAUCUCCUAGACUCGGAGAUGCAAUGCAAGCAGGCUAUCUCUGUUGCCCCUCUUUUUGUAAAAGUGUUGGAUAGAUACCUGCCUUGUAUUGCCUAGUAGUAGUAGUACAUCGUAAUGGUCUGGGGCAAGUGAUGAACAAGAAGCCUGUACCCACAAAGAAAUAUAGCGAUUCGGCAGCUCAGAAACUUUGCUGCUGGAAUCAUGCGCCAACUAGGCUAUCAAUGAAA
Messenger RNA from Panicum hallii, 1764 nucleotides. Its product is annotated as DNA ligase 1-like. The transcript is spliced from 2 exons. Bases 227 to 1471 code for a protein of 414 amino acids. NCBI's taxonomy places the organism in Eukaryota, Viridiplantae, Streptophyta, Magnoliopsida, Poales, Poaceae. The record is from RefSeq and is a predicted model, not a curated record.